AUGAUACUACUUGCGGGUCUUGCACUUCAGAAAGCGACGCAGUAUCUUCAACUUCUCCAAAUACUUGCUCACCUAAAUGCACAGUUGGCUCAAAUGGCUGCGCAACUUGCACAGAUGACACAACUUGCGGAUCUUGCACUUCAGAAAGUGAUGCAGUAUCUUCAACAUCUCCAAACACUUGCUCACCUAAAUGCACAGCUGGCUCAAAUGGCUGCGCAACUUGCUCAGAUACUACUACUUGUGGAUCUUGCACAUCAGAAAGUGACGCAGUAUCUUCAACAUCUCCAAGCACUUGCUCACCUAAAUGCACAGCUGGCUCAAAUGGCUGCGCAACUUGCACAGAUAGCACUACUUGCGGGUCUUGCACUUCAGAAAGCGAUAUAG
Molecule: messenger RNA, 384 nt
Organism: Blepharisma stoltei
Lineage: Eukaryota; Ciliophora; Heterotrichea; Heterotrichida; Blepharismidae
Source: the annotation of a GenBank genome assembly